This is a messenger RNA of Penicillium expansum, 1347 nucleotides long. RefSeq names its product ankyrin repeat domain-containing protein. NCBI's taxonomy places the organism in Eukaryota, Fungi, Ascomycota, Eurotiomycetes, Eurotiales, Aspergillaceae. Bases 1 to 1347 code for a protein of 448 amino acids. The record is from RefSeq and is a predicted model, not a curated record. Gene Ontology annotation, cellular component: nucleus; cytoplasm. The transcript has a single exon. Gene Ontology annotation, molecular function: protein binding.
AUGCCAAAAACGUUGGCGAAGACUUACGAUAUGAUACUGGCGAGUAUAGAUACGCAAUACCAGAAACAAGCAUACGAGGUGCUUCAGUGGUUGGCCUUUGUUGUGCGACCUCUCCGAUUAGCUGAAAUUGCAGAGACACUGAUUAUCAAGCCUGGUGUCCUAGCUCUGUCUGAGGAAGACAGGCUGUUUUCUGAAUUGGAUAUUCUUACCAUUUGCUCGAGUCUUAUUCGGAUAUCUAACGGUGAAGUGCAGCUUGCACACUACUCUGUUAAAGAGUAUUUGAUGUCUAGUCGGCUCAAAUCAACGGCUUUGUCCUCCUUCCAUAUUGCGGAGCUACCGGCAAAUCAAUACCUGGCUCAUGCAUGCGUAACUUAUCUACUCCUGUUAAAUCAGCCUGAAUGUCUUUCGCUGGAAUCAUUUACAAAGCUCCCCCUUCUCGUCUACGCUGCGACACAUUGGCAAGACCACGCAAAAAAUGCUUUCCAGGCAGGCUACCGGGAAGAGUCAACGAAAAAUUUCCUUAAUGACAUCUUGCGGCUCAUGGAUCAGAGUCAAGGUCCAGCUUAUCUUAACUGGCUCCGGGUCUCCGAUCCGGACGAUUGGAAUCGGCGCGAUCUAUCAAAAAGAGAGCAAGAUGUCCCCAAAAGCCUCUAUUACGCGUCUCUCCUUGGCCUAUACAUUGUCACAGAAGCACUCAUAAACCGAGGAGUUGAUGUCAAUGCACGAGGUGGACUCUUUGGCAACGCGCUCCAGGCAGCCGCGUUCAAAAAUCACCACCGAAUUGUCUAUUUACUCUUACAGAACGGCGCUGAGAUUAAGCUCAAUGAGGGCCUUCAUUAUUCGGCCCUGAAUGCAGCCGCCGUGAACGGAGGUGAAGCUAGCUUCCGUAUUCUGUUGGAUUUAGGCUUCGCAGGAAGAUGCAAUGACUCUAAGAUUGUUGGCAGUAGCCUGGUUGCGGCGGCCGCCUCGGGGAAAGUGGAAAUUGUGACGUUACUUUUGGACCAUGGCGCAGACGUCAAUUUCCGAGGAAAUGAUUCAGUGGCCCUCAACAGUAUCCUUGCUGGCAGUUCAAUAGCUGCUGCCUCAUUUCAAGGCCACAAGGAUGUUGUACAGCUAUUGAUAGCUUGGGGGGCGGACGUCAAUGCGAAGGGGGGCCGCUACGGUAAUCCAUUGCAAACUGCAUCACGGGCAGGUUUCGAUUCCAUUGUGGAGCUUUUGAUGGAUUAUGGUGCUGAUGUUAACGCCCAAGGGGGCGUUUAUAAAACAGCGCUACAAGCUGCCUCGGCCGGCGGCCAUCAAAGCACAGUCAGACUGCUCCUGGAGAAAGGAGCGAAUGACACGCGCUAG